Molecule: messenger RNA, 1053 nt
Organism: Charadrius vociferus (killdeer)
Lineage: Eukaryota; Metazoa; Chordata; Aves; Charadriiformes; Charadriidae
Gene: RRP9
Product: ribosomal RNA processing 9, small subunit (SSU) processome component, homolog (yeast)
Exons: 9
Coding region: 1-1053 (350 amino acids)
Cellular component (GO): small-subunit processome
Molecular function (GO): snoRNA binding; protein binding
Source: RefSeq, a predicted model, not a curated record
AUGAAUAGGCUUUCCCUGUCAGUUUUCUGUAAAGUAGACAACUGGCUGCAGGACCAGGACCCUUCUGCCCAGGGUGCCGGCUGCUGGAGCCCUGGGGAUGGGAGGGUGCCAUGCUCGGGUACUCCCACAUCUGGGGAAGGGGCCGGGGACAGCCCAGCUCACAUCCCGCUCUCCCUGCAGGUGCAGCCUCCGGAUCCAGCCAGCAUCCGCGUGCUGCGGGGCCACCAGCUGCCCGUCACCUGCCUGGUCAUCUCUCCAGAUGACAGGUUCAUCUUUUCCGCUUCCAAGGACGGCGCCGUCAUCAAAUGGGAGGUGGAGAGCGGGAAGAGGCUGUGCGUGGUGCCUGGGGGAAAGAAGGGCACUGAGGAGCGGCACAUGGGGCACGCGUCCCAUGUUCUCUGCAUGGCCAUCUCGUCGGAUGGCAAGUACCUGGCUACGGGAGACAGGAACAAGCUGAUCAUGAUCUGGGAUGCAGCCACAUGCAAGCGCCUGCACAUCUUCACAGGGCACCACGACGCCGUCUCGGGCCUGUCCUUCCGGAAGGGCACGCACCAGCUGUACAGUGCCUCCCACGACCGCUGCGUCAAGGUCUGGGAUGUGGCGGAGAAUGCAUAUGUGGAGACCUUGUUUGGGCACCAGGAUGUCAUCACAGGGCUGGACAGCCUGAGCCGGGAGUGCUGUGUGACGGCAGGGGGACGGGACGGUACCGUGCGGCUCUGGAAGAUCCCCGAGGAGUCACAGCUUGUGUUUUGUGGGCACCAGGGCUCCAUUGACUGUAUCCAGCUCAUCAACGAGGAGCACAUGGUGUCAGGCGCCGAUGACGGGUCUGUAGCCCUGUGGGGGCUGACGAAGAAGAAGCCGCUGGCGCUGGGCCGGCCGGCGGCCGGCACGGAGGCACAACUGUGCUCCCACAGCGCCAGCGUGAAGCUCUGGAAGAGCAGUGAGGGAUUUCGGAAGCUGGAGCCCCUCUGGGACAUCCCAUUGGGGCUGCGCGCUGCGGCUCAGUGCAAGGGAUUUGGGGGGGGGAUGUUCACCAUGGCUCGGUGUGGGUGA